This is a messenger RNA of Cinara cedri, 10125 nucleotides long. The record is from the annotation of a GenBank genome assembly. Lineage: Eukaryota; Metazoa; Arthropoda; Insecta; Hemiptera; Aphididae.
AUUCGAGUUUAAUGUUCGUAUUCACGGCAUUAGUCUUUCAGGAAUAUCGUUCGCGAACUGCACCAUAUUUCUCACUUUAUCUAAUAAUAUUACAAUGGUCCUCGAUACAGAGCUCAACGAAACCCAAAUGGAGUUCGUGACCAAACAAAAAUACUAUCGGACGGAUGAACAGCUAGACGAGGACGUCACGAUGCUCUUGGAAUGGAUGUCCAAACAGCCCCACUUGCCCGAAAUCAAAGGUAAGUCAGAAAAGAAGAGCACAACGAUUCUUGGUAAUGGCUAUUCUUCAUUCUUGGCUAUUAGAAUGGAUGUGGUCGUAGCGAUGAUUACUGUUUUUAAAGUUUGAAGUUUAAACCGGAAGAGGAGGAUAGAGCCAUGGAUUUUUCGAGACUAAUAAAAAAUAGCGUAUACUCUUUUAAUGCAAUGUUUUUCAACCUUUUUUAACUUAACGCCCUUUUUAAAUUUUCAAAAUCUCACACCGCCUCCCCCAAUAAAUUAAAAAAAAAAAAUUACCAUUAAGUUUUUACAAUCGGCCAUAUAAUUAAAGUGAAAAAUAAAUAUUUUCUUCACAUUUUGUUCAAAAAAUGUUUACUAUGAUUAUGUAUAAGCACAACUAACAUACACGUACACUAAAUUAUAACUUUAUGUAAUAAAUGCAAGUAGGUAUAGGUACAAUUAUUCAAAAUAUCCAUAUGAAAAUGUGGCUAAACGAAGUUUAUCGGCAUCGACUCACUAAGAUAAAAGCUUGUUUAUAACCAUUUCGCUGUUAAUGUAGUGUGUUUAAAAUAUUUGAUUAUUAAAUUAUUUUUUAUUGUAUGCAGAUAUACAUUCCAUUGCAAUAAGUUAUGAAUUUGCCAUUCAUGUUUUAAUAAUAAUAUAAUUGUUUUUAAUGAUUGCGAGCUCAUGAUCACGAAGUGCCUAUGAUAAAUAAAAAUUAUUUUCCGACAAAAUACUUUCCGACUAGAUCUUUUUCCGACAUAAUACGGUUCUGACAAAGUAUGUUUCCAACAAAAUACGGUUCCUAUAAAAUAUUUUUUCGAAAAAGUACGGGUCCGAUAAAAUAUUUUCCAAUAUUUUACGUGCUCCCAAAAAUAUUAUUUAACUUGAUUAAAAAAAUAAUUUUUGUAAAUUGUGGUCCAGGUAUAUUUUGUGCAUAUGCCUGAAUAUUUUUUAUUUACAAGUAAAUUACAUCUAAAGAUUGACAAUAUAAUGACAUUAAUAUUGGUAUGGUUAAAAAUGUUGUUUUUGCCAGUUUUUGUUUAAAAUUAAAAUUGUAUUAUCAACAAUUAGUAAUAUUAAACAUCAGGUAAAUAUUUGUAUGGUUGCAAAUUAAAAAAUUUAAAAGUAAAAAUAUGUAUCAAAAAAUGUAUGAAAUAUUAAAAAUGUAUAUCUAGUUCAGAAACUGGUAAAAAUUUGUAAGAUAAUGUAUUUUUUUUUUAAUUUAAUAAAAAUGAACUUUAUGAAAAGCGAAAGAAAUUUAAUGUUAAAAGUAGUUGAUAGAUUCAAAGUUUGUUUUCAAACAUUGUUAAAAUAUUAGUGUAAUUAUAUUGGUAGUUCUUUAGGCUGUUGGUCGAAUUUUAAAAGGACAUUUCAUUAGCGGUAAUUAUGCAAAUUAUCAUAAUAUUAUUAUUAUUUAUUUAUUUAUUUAUUUAUUUAUUAAUACGGACAAAAGUCCAAUUCACAAUAUAUUUGUAUAGAUAACAAUAAAAUAUAACUUAUAUAAAUUAUAAAUUUAUACAAUUUAAAAUAAUAAAAUAUAACUAUAUAUAUUAUAGUUUUUUAUUUUCGUUACUAGACAUUAUAUAGGUCCCAUUGUGUUUAUACGCAUUUGUUUAGUUUUAUUUUUUUUCUGAUUAAUACAAAUAUCAUAUUUUUAUAUUUACUUUUCUACUUUUAUAAUCGUAUUUUACGCUACGUUAUACCUUAUAGGUACGUAUGAAUGAUAUAAUAUAAUCAUAUGAAUGUAUUUGUGUUUAUUUUUUUUACACACUUUCGCAACAAUUGAUGUGAAUAAUACACUGAUACCUAGAAUUUAAUCACUUGGAAUCUUAUUCAUUAACAUUUCAUUGUUUUUAAUGUAAAUUUAUGAUGUCUGAAAUUUUUAUUUACACCUAUUUUCUCAUACAAUUUUAAUAAGCAAACAUGUUUGCAUCGAAUAAGCAUUAUUUUAUAAAGGUUUUUGGUUCGAUUGUGAUGAUGUAUAAUUAAGUCCAAGGACGUAUAAACGAGCCAAAUCGGAUUCCAGGACUUAUUAAAUAUUCAGUAUGAGAGAUAUGAAAGCAAUAAUAACCAUAAUUCAUGAAUAGAUCGUCAAAACAUUUACUUUUAUACCUAACCUGACAAUGACAAUUAAAAAAUUUGACCUGAAAAAACCAAUAAAUUGUUUUCAAUAAAUCAAGCUUUUUUCAUGUAACUUGGUUACAUAAUUUCAGUUUAAAAUUACUGAGUAAACAGUUUUUUCUUUAUUAGCCACUCGUUUUCAGAUACAAAACUUAUCCUAUAACUUUAUGAUAAUAAUAAGGAAUUGAUCAAAAAAAACUUCAUCAAAAGUUAAAAUAGCUCUCAAGAUUUUUACAACACACAGACGUUAGAAUACGGGCCCGGGGGUUAGAAGUUGAAACUUUCUAAAGGCAUUUAUUCGAUAACAAUGCGAUAUAAAUAUAUAUGCUUUAAAAAAUGCUAAGUGCUCAUUCAUACUAAGCCACCAGAGCAGCGUCACCAUAGGCGCGCCAUCAAUAAAGCAUCGCCAUUAUUCAUGCUUCCAAAAGCGCUUUUGUGUUUCGACGUAGGUUAUUACACACCAUAGGUAAACCUAAAUUUAAAAUUUAGUUCAGUUCCUAAAUGGAAGUCAAAAAUUUAGCAUGUGUAGGAUAUCUAAACAGUCGUGUUGUAUCAAAAACAAAACCAAAUAGAAAAUUUUAAGUACGUCCACUACUGUCUGAAUUUUCGCUGCAAACGGAGUUUCAUAUUGUCUGUCGUCCGAUUUUCAAUUUUUAUAAUUAAUUUUUUUGAAUUAAAGUGGCUAUCCAUGUUAAUGAAUAUUGACAAAGUAAUCAAAAAGUCAACACGCCCUACGUGCAAUGAUUCGAAUGAAAUGAAUGUGAGUUUUUACAUUAUAACCAAAUAAAUUUAAAUGGUAGCUCUUCUAUUUUGGUCGAGUGUCCAACAUGUCAGGUCUCUUAAACUUCUAUGAAUGGCGUGGCCGACUUGGUGGCGCUGCUGUGGUGGCUUCGUGCGAAUGAACUCUAUCCGUAAUGAGUCUGAACGGGUAUUUAAACAUCGCAUGCGGGAGGAUUAAAAUAUAAAGGUUUCAAAUUAACUUUGGAAAGUUCUCAAAAAGAAUACUGAAUAGCAAAUGAUGUCAAUGCAAAAGAAAUGAAGAAGAAGUUGACAUAAUAUCGUCUUGUGUACCCGACAAACGUCCUGAAAUUACCGAAUAUCAAUGAUACUGUUUCUAUAUUCUCAUGUUUUUUUUUCCACAGAUAGAAAAUGGUUAUCGCAUUUUAUCAUUGGAUGCAAGUACAAUUUGCACAGAGCCAAACAAACCAUCGACGCGUAUUUCGUUACCCGGGCAACACAUCCAGAAUUUAUUUGUUCGUUCGAUCGUGAACGCAGUUUAUACUAUAUGAAAGUAGGGUAAGUUAUUUUAUUUUUUUUAAGGUACAAUAAAAAUGUGAUCCUAAUAUCGGCAUGAUUAAUUUCGUUUUACUUUUCAAAGAAUAUUAAAAUAGUUGCUUUUAUUUAAGCGAAAAUAAUGUAGUUUAGUUCCAUGCUCGAUUUUUUUUUUUAAAUUGUGUGUUUAAAGCAUUAAAUUUAAAUGUGUUAAGCAAAUAGUUGAUAUUUUAGAUUCGGAGAGUAGUGAAAAAUGUACUAGUUUUACAAUGAUGUUUAUUUUUUUUUCUGUGAGCAACUUUUCAACGAAAAAUCUUGUUUCAAUGUAUCAAGUAUAGCAGUUUUUCUGAAAAUCAUUUUUAUUUAAUUGGUACUUUAAAAAGGUUAUUUUUUGAUUGCCCAAAUGGUUUUCAUAAUAAUUGGGGAAAAACGUAGGAAAAAUGAGAAAAUCUACAAAAAUAAUGCUUUUAUAAUUUUAAAUUUGGUAAUUUUGUUAUAAUUCGGUUAAAAAUAUUCAUACAUAUUUGAAAUUUAGACUAAAAUUGUAUAAUUUGUUUUUUUAUAAACGUUGUCAAAUUUUCAAAACAUUUGUGCAAUUUUUGAGCUAUUUAUAGACAUUAUAAUCUUGGGAGUUUUUUACGACGUAGUUUUAAUUUGGUAGGUACACUAUGAAUAAAAUAGUUACACAAAACAUAAUUGCAUCAAAAUUUAACAGGGGGUUAGUUAUAAUUCGUACAUAGAGGUCCGAAAAAAUUGAGUUUAUUAUAGUAUUUUCUUUUUUUCAUAAGAUUUAAAAAAAUUAAUUUUUGUACGAUGUGUAACCGAACUUCGCUUCAAAUCGUUUUUCUUUAUCAAUGAUUUAUCGUUGGUUACAGGUAUAAAUUAAAAAAAUGUAUGUAUCCUACCUUCCCCACUAUCCAACUACAACAGGGGUUACACCCGUCAAAAGUAUCAGCUCUUUAUAUUUUCAUCUUCUUUUAUUACUUAAUGAUUCUGAGCGGAGCUCCGUUAAUAUUAUAGCUUUUUCAACAAUAUAGAUAUCAUAUAAGAGAUAUAAACAGCAAAAUAAAUAUUAUAUUGAAACAAUUUGUAUGGACCAGUAAGGCAGUAACUAGAUUUGUCCCACAUAAUUUUUUACUAAAACAAUUUUCGUCGAAAUUUGAUAUUGAAAUUGGUAUAAAAAAAAUUGACAACAUUAAAUUAAUUUUUUUUUUGUUUUGACCGCUAAGUGCAACUUAUAAUUAACCUCCUGUUCAGUUUUCAAGCAUUUCUGUUUUGUCUAACAAUUUUAAUCAUAAAGUUUUAUCCAUUGAAAUAUCUAUAAAUAGGUAGCUUAAACCAUAUUCAAAUAAUUAUGGCUCAAGUGUUUUUACAGAUUUACUACGUAAAAAUAUGCAAAUAUAAGUUUUCUACCCAAUUUUCCAGUCUACGAAUAUUUUUAAUUGAAUUACAAUAAAUAACUCAAUUGAAAAUAAUAAAAAUCAUUAUUUUCGUAAAAUUCCCGUUUUUAUUAUGUUUUUCCUGGGUUUUCCUAAAUAUUAUGAAAACCGUUUGUAAAAUAAAAAAAUGACCUUCAAAAUUACUAUUUAGACAAUAAUUCCUUUCGGCUUUCAGAAAUGGUGCCACACAUACAUAUCAGGGCAAGAUUUUUAGUAGAAAUUUUUGUCACAGUAUAAAAAAAAAAAAAAAACCAAUAUAUUUUUCAUUACACUCAUAAUAUAUUAAUUAUAUCUAUCAUAUCUAUUUCUGGAUCAAUGACUAUGCCAAAUUCCAAUGUAAGUCCAUUUUUCUUUGAGGGAGGGCGAUGCGGGAGAUCACCCCCGCAUCCGAGACGUUCCUGUAUUCGUAUUAAUUAAUCUAAUCUAACCUUAAAAUCUGACCUUAAAAUAUGUGUUUAAUUGUACGUUAUGAACGUCGUACGUUUAUGAGACUGAGCGGAGACCGUAUAUGAUACUCUUAAAACAGUUAAAACACACAUUUUUAGAAAAAUCGAAUAUAGGAGCCAAACAGCAUUUAUGCCAAUUAAAUUGUCAUAACUUAAGCAUAUUGUACUUGCAGAAAAGUUUGUUUAUUACCAAAACUAACGCCGGAGGCUUACCGUGUGUUAUUUAACAAAUCAUAUCUGAUGGUGGAAGAAAUUGAAUUGGACUUUUUAUUUUACUUCCAAACAAUACUGGCCAAUGUAGACAUACAAAUGAGGGAGGAGCCUAUGCGAGGGAAUAUUAUUUUAUUAGACCUAGAAUACUUUCCCAUAAGUCAAUUCGUGAACUUAUCGCCUACUUUACUAAAAAAUGCUAUGGAUUUGUGUGUGGUGAGUAUGUUAAUAAUAAUUACGGACUUAUGAUUUAUUGGUAUUGCCAUCUUGUGUCAUUAGAUGGAUAGUGAGAAAGAACUUGUAUUAUAGGCAACACCAGCGGUUGGACAAAACAGACUGGACAUUUAUCCAGGGCCUCGAACUUCAUGAAAGGCAUCGUGCCAAAAAUCUUCAAACAAAAUAUGUUUAAGUUUUAGUCACAUGCCAUAUUUUUAGCCACAGACUAUACAUCGCCCACAGCAUAUAAUUAAUAAUAAUUCGAUUUUACUCCCAUAUUACGUAAUCAAGACUAUACAUUUAAAAUCGUGUAUUAUUAUUUUACAUUUUUAUUUUAAAUACGCGUAGGUAUUCUAUUAUAGAGAGCUAUAAGAAAUAACUUCUAAUAUUAAUCAUCGAAGUAUUAUAAAUGACUUCGCUUCAAAAAAUCAAAAAAAAAAAAGUAUGUAAUUAUUUUAUCAUAAUGUCAUAUAUAUAUAUAUAUAUAUAGUUCACAAAGUAACACUAUUAAUCUAACUCCGCUUAGAAUCGUUUUUCAUUAAUAAUGGUUAAUCGUUGCGUACAGAUAUACAUUAAAUUUUCUCUCUACCUUACCAACCUCUCACCUAAAACAGUGAUCUAUUCACGUGUGAAGUAUGUCUUUAUUUUAUAAUUAUAAGACCAUAAAAUAAACUAUUUUGUCUUCAGUAGCGCACGCACCAUAAUUUUGGGGUAAAGUUUCUGACAUCUUAAUCCCAGCCUGUAUGUGUCGCUGUAUAUUUUUUAAUCAUAGGAUUGAUGACAUUGAUUUUAAAUACGAUAAAGUGGAGACUAACAUGUAUAGUAUCUAUACUAAAUUUUCAGUAUGAUUUUGAAGACUAAUCGAUUUUUUGAGUCAUUUGUGUACUGUUAACCUACAUUCUAAACACUAAUCUAAAUUAUGCAAAAUAUGGUUUACCAUUGCGGAAUAUUAUAGAAAAUUAUAGAAGCUAUUCUAUGAUAGAAAAGCGUAGAGAGGACUAUAAGAAGUUACAAAUCCUACAACCUUAGGGUUGAAUACUAAAAGAAAUAAACUAUAGUUAGGAAGUUAUUUUCAACGAUGUUUCAUGGCUCGAAGGUUAUCAAUCGUAGUGUAGUAUGAAAUUAUACUUAAAUCAUAAUAAAACCAAUUUUGAAAAAUUGUUUAUUUUAUUAUUUAAAAUAAUUUUCGUUUUAAGAUAAGAUAAUGGAAAAUAUAAUAUCCGAACAUUUUGUUAAAACUAACUUAUUCGGUACUAAUUAUUUCAGAAAGAUUGAUGUUAAAUAUUUUAUUUUUUUGCAGAAUUCGUUUCCGGUAAGCGUGAAGGGAAUCCACUUUAUAAACUCACCACCGUCUAUAGGCAAUUUAGUAACUUUUAUUAAAAUGUUUUUACCAAAAAAAAUUAAAAAAAGAGUAAGUCGAAUUUGUAUUUAUACAUAACUACCACAAUUUGCUUGCAAUGGCUCUUAUAAAAAUUAUGUUCCACUGGGAGUGCUACUUUUCAGAAUAUAAAUGUUACAUUUUAUAAGAUUGAUAAGGACCUUAUUGACCGUAGACCACUGUCAGUUUCGUAAAGUACCUAUUCAAAUAAAUGUAUUUGGAUAUUGUUCUAGAUACUUUUGAUAAAAACAUUUGAUCAUCUAUUCUGAAUCCGUUGUUUGUAUUUUUAUUUUUAUAUUUGGAUACUUUUUUCGUAAAAAAACUCUCCGAACACAGUUAUCGUUUAGUUGUAUUUAUUAUUUUGAUCGAUUACUAAAGGACUGAACUAUUACAACAAUCUCGUGGACUGCAGCCUGCAGAGCACUGGUAAAGAGUGAUUUCUCGUUGCUUGCCAUCAUAUGCAUACUAGACAAUGUAUUUGGUAUAUGUAUUCGGUAUUUGAUAAUAUUAGCAAAAUUACAGUAUCAUUUGCAGCGUAUGGAAACAUUUUUAUUUUUGAAAUAUUCGAAUAUAUAUUUUGAAUAUUCUUAACCAAAUUAUUAUUAAAAGUUAUAUUCCGAAUUCAUAAUUUUCUUGAAAAGACUGACUAUUGUACAAUACGAUAAAUUCUGUGGUUUAACCAUUCUAUAAGUCUGUAAAAUUGUAGUUGAAAUAUUCCCUGUAGUAAUUAUCAAUUUUAUUUACAAAAUGGAAAAAUUAUAUUUUUUACCAAUAUCUACUUGUGAUUUUAAUGAUAUUAAUGUCGUGUAUUUUUUAUUUGUUACUUUUUGUAUAGAUAUAUAUACACAACUCGCUGGAAACCCUUUACCAAUUCAUUCCGAAAGACGUCCUUCCGGACCAAUACGGUGGCACCGUCGGAGAUUACGAAGAAAUAACGAGUGAGUGAAAUUAUAAAUGAGAUUACGAACAAAUCGUGGGCCAGUAAUCAUUAAUCACUUGUUUUAAAUUAGAAUAUUAUCUAAUAUGCUAUUUACUAAGUUAUUUCAACAAAUGUUAUAAUGAAGUUUUUCUAGGUAUUUUUUUUUUUUUUUUUAUAUAACGGUUUAGACAGAUGGUUUGAAUUUGGUAUGGCUAACAACGAAUGGUUAGGAAACAGACCGAAAGCCGAUUUGUCUAAAUGGGUUGGCCAACCGAAAAUCGGAGAACUUGGCGUAGAAGGUACAUUCAAAAAACUGGAGAUUGAUUAAAGCGAUGAUAUAUAUUAAUGCUCAUAGUAUUAUAGUACGAUAUAAGUUUAAAAAUAGCGUAAUCAUUUUAAUGGUAAUGUUUUUUUUUUUUUACCUUUGUAAUUUUAAAUGUAUAAGUCUAUCCAAUGGGUCACAGGGUGGGGAAAUAUGAGAGAUUGAUCCUCUCAUGGCUUUUUUUUUUUUUUUAGUAAUAUGGAGUUUCUUGUUUAACUGAUAUUUAGAGAUAAUAAUCAAAAAAUAAGUUUUUAGUUUAUAGAAAAUAUCUAAUAAUUUUAUUGAUAAUAAUUUUUUUUAUCUUUGUAAUUUUAAAUUUAUUGGUCUACACUAUGACGUCACGAAUUAAAAUAUGUGAAUAAAAUGAUAAGAAAAACUGCACAUGUUAAUUAUGAUAAUAUUUUAAAAUAGUAAUACUAGAUUAAAACUAGAUUGAGGGUGCAGAAAAUAGAAAUCCGGUGUGAAAAAAAGUGAGAUCGUAUUCGUCACUUCCGACCAAGUGUGCUGCAGAACUUUUACGAUCUACAACAAAUGGAUGUGACAGUAUAGACGUAUAUAGGCAUGGCGACAUUUAGAUGUGGUCAAUUAGACUUAAAUACAUUUGGUCUCAAAAAAAAAGAAUUGAUACUGCUGAUGGAUGUGCGACUGUUGUCGCGGUGGGUAGUUGGGAAGGUCGGAUGCAUAAAGUUAUUUGAUUUAUAUCUGUCAGCAACGAUAAACCAUUGCUUAUGAAAAACGAUUCGACACAAUAUUAAUUUAUUAAUAUUUUCAUACUGUAUUAUACAAAUUAAUAAAUAAAUAAAUAUUGUAAUAACUCGUAUAGGUAUCAGGUACCUUAAUAAUUAUAAAAUAAUUUACAGUGAACAACUUAAAUACUGUAUGAUAAAUUUAUACUGUCACAGUAUGUCAGGAUGUGUAAUAAACAUACUUAUUUGGUUUUAUUUUAAACUAGUAUUUUACAUUUCUAGUUACAUAUUGUUAUUAUUAAACGGCACCGCCUCCUUAGUUAUUAAUAACUUUAUUGUAAUAAAUUAUAAUAAGCGAUAACGUGCUGCGGGCAUGAGUACAAUAAUAUCACAAACAAUUUUAAUCCAUUAAUAGUGUAUAAUUUAUAACAGUAAAUAUUAUGCUAUAAUAAUUUUUUAACUUCCUUGGUUUGAAUUGCUAUUUAAUAGCAUCCUAUUUAGAGGGGCAUAAGACUAUGAUAUUUUGCUUUUAAGUACGUACAAGUAUUAGUACAGCGGGGCGUGUAAUGUGGAAUUUUAUCUAAUAGCUCGGGACAAAUUCAAAAAAAAAAAAAAGAAGACGUCCUAGAAUAUUGGAGACGGGUGCAGCCACUGUUAUACUACAACAAUGUAGUCCAGGGCUUGAAAUCGAUUUCAAAACCGAUUUAGAAUAUCGUUAAAUACUAUAUAAUAUAUCGAAAUUUAUAUUAAAAUCAGUAAAAACUAAUAACGAUAAAUGAUAUUUAAAUUGAAAUCGAAAUAAAAAUUUUCGAUUUUAAUUCUUGAUAUAAACCAUUACGAAAAAACGAUUCUGAGUGGAGUACAGUUGAUAGUGAUGCUUUGUCAACAAUAUAUAUG